AUGGCCUCUAUUCGCGUUCUUUCCUUCGAUGCUGAGGGCCGUCCCGUGCAGUUCACUUCCUGGCUCGACGACCUGCAGUUGUAUCUUAUGAGCAAUAGCACGGACCACAUCUCCCUCUAUGACUACGCGUCUGGUGCUGCCGCUGCUCCUGCUGCCACAGCCGAGCUUAGUGUACGUUCACAGUGGCAGACUCGUGACGCUGCAGCUCGCCUGGCUAUUCGCAGUCACCUGCCGUUAGCUGAGCUAGAGCACUUUGGCGACUGCAAAACCGCUAAAGCCCUAUACGACGCUGUCGUUGCUCGCUACUCCUCACCUGCCACAGCCGAGCUUAGCCGUCUCAUGCUGCCUUACCUGUUCCCUGACCUGUCCACCUUUGCUACAGUCGCCGAUCUUAUCACCCACCUUCGCACUAGUGAUGCUCGCCUGCGUGCCGCCCUUCCCACCGAGUUCUGCGCUAAGAACCCCCUCCUCUUGCGCGACUAUUUCCUUGCUCGCUGUCCCACUGAGCUCACUGUCGCCCUCCUAGAGGAGAAGCUGCUAGCAGCCGAGAAGAGCAUUGUAGCUGUAGGUGCUGCUCGCGGCGCUCCUCGCACCCCCAUCUUUGAGGGGUGCUCUCCCUCUCCCCUCGCUCCCUCCUAUGCUACUGCUGCUGCUGUUGACUUCCUUGGUGCUGAGUCUGCUGGCGCUGCUUCUGCUCCUGGUGGGAGGCGCCGCACCGGCAAGGGCAAGGGGGGCAAGGGUGGCGGGGGUGGCGCUGGGGGGGGAGGGGGUGGGGGAGGUGGGGGGGGAGGCGGUGCUGGAGGGAGCGGUGGCGGGAGUGCCGGUGGGAGUGGGGCCGGCGGCGGAGGCGGGGGCGGCGGCGGGAGCAGUGGCGGUGGUGGCAGCGGCGGCAGUGGCGGCGGUGGCGGUAGUGGCGGUGGCGGUGGCGGUCGGAGCGGAGGUAGUGGCGGCGGUGGAGGUCGGAGUGGAGGCACCGGCUCGGGCCAGAGCUCCCAGCAGCAGCAGCGUCCCCAGUCGACCCAGCAGCUUCAUACGAGGACGACGAGGACGCGGCGAGCAGCAUUUGGCAACAACCUUGCAGAUCGCGUGAGGUCACAGGUCGCGCGAGGUCGCAGGUCGCGCUGGUCGCGUGAGGUCGCUGGUCGCGCGAGGUCGCUGGUCGCUCGACGACCGGUUAGAAUUGGAGGUGGAGGAAAAGGAGAAGACAUCGAAGGAGGGGGAAGAAUAAUUGGGGGAGGAGAAAAAUGGAUUGGAGGAUUGGAGGAGGAGAGAAAAAGAAUUAGAGGAGGAAGAGGAAUUGGAGGAAAAAGAGAAGAAAUUGGAGGAGGAAAAAAAAUUGGAGGAGGAAAGAAAAUUGGAGGAGGAAAAGGAAUUGGGGGAGGAGAAAAAGGAAUUGGGAAUUGGCGUCCUAGGAGGAAAUUGUUUGCGCCCCCGUGUCCGCGCGCCCGCUGUAUGACGAUUCUGGGGGGGGGCGAAGGUGGAGAGAUGGGCGAACCAUAG
This is a messenger RNA of Closterium sp. Yama58-4, 1500 nucleotides long. NCBI's taxonomy places the organism in Eukaryota, Viridiplantae, Streptophyta, Zygnematophyceae, Desmidiales, Closteriaceae. The record is from the annotation of a GenBank genome assembly.